AUGAGCGACUCCAAUGUCCCGAAGCGGCGGGAUGACAGCAAAGAUUUUCAAACCUUUGUCGCAAAAACAGUCAUUGGCUUCAUCACCAUGACUGUGUGCUUUGUACUGCUGAGGUUAUUCUUUCCAGGUGCUCUCGCACAGUCUAUAGAUACUCAGUCUGAAGUUACGUUAUUCAAUGCGGGUGAUUAUACCGAUCGGGUGACUGGCGUCGAUUUCACACUCUACACAAUCGACACCUUAAUGGACGAACAAGAUGCUCUACGGAGCUACUACUCUGCCUUCAUCAAUGAAGACGGUCUGUCGAAAAGGACCUAA
This is a messenger RNA of Penicillium chermesinum, 315 nucleotides long. RefSeq lists its product as uncharacterized. The record is from RefSeq and is a predicted model, not a curated record. The coding region runs from base 1 to 315 and encodes 104 amino acids. The transcript has a single exon. Lineage: Eukaryota; Fungi; Ascomycota; Eurotiomycetes; Eurotiales; Aspergillaceae.